Messenger RNA from Dendrobium catenatum, 717 nucleotides. RefSeq names its product 40S ribosomal protein S17-3-like. Gene Ontology annotation, molecular function: structural constituent of ribosome. Gene Ontology annotation, biological process: translation. NCBI's taxonomy places the organism in Eukaryota, Viridiplantae, Streptophyta, Magnoliopsida, Asparagales, Orchidaceae. The record is from RefSeq and is a predicted model, not a curated record. The coding region runs from base 83 to 502 and encodes 139 amino acids. Gene Ontology annotation, cellular component: ribosome. The transcript has a single exon.
AUUCUUCAGAGACCUAAAACGAAAAGGUUACGAAGAGGAGCGGAACCCUAAGCACAACUCUGAGGCGGCGGCGGCGAGGGCGAUGGGGCGUGUUCGAACAAAGACCGUGAAGAAAUCUUCUAGGCAGGUAAUUGAGAAAUACUAUUCUCGCAUGACUCUUGAUUUUCACACAAACAAGAAAGUUCUGGAGGAAGUGGCCAUUAUCCCUUCGAAGCGGCUUCGGAACAAGAUCGCCGGCUUCUCGACCCACCUGAUGCGCCGGAUCCAGCGCGGCCCUGUGCGUGGCAUAUCGCUGAAGCUUCAGGAGGAGGAGCGCGAGCGCCGAAUGGACUUCGUCCCCGAGGAAUCUGAGAUUAAGGUCGAACGCAUCGAGGUUGACUCCGACACAUUGGACAUGCUCGCAUCCAUUGGCAUGGCGGAACUCCCUGGAGUUGAGAAGAUGACUGAGGCUCCCGCUGCUCCGGCUUUUGUUGGACGCCCGGCAUUCGUGAGAAGGGCCUAAGUUUUCCUAUCCCUCUUUCGCUUAGUAUUCUGUUCGAACUUGUUAAAGUUUGCAUUUUUUAUCGUUUUGAUAUCUGGAUUGACAGAUGGAGUUUGUUCUAAAUUUCCCUUGCUCUUAUAUAGGUCUGUACUUGCUUUGGUUAUGUGUUGUUUGGUUCAUGAAUUUGCAGAUGGUUUAAAAUUAAUAUUCUGGGGAAUAUUAUUAAUAUUUUCAGA